This is a messenger RNA of Emericellopsis cladophorae, 801 nucleotides long. RefSeq lists its product as uncharacterized. The record is from RefSeq and is a predicted model, not a curated record. The transcript has a single exon. Gene Ontology annotation, molecular function: actin filament binding. The coding region runs from base 1 to 801 and encodes 266 amino acids. Lineage: Eukaryota; Fungi; Ascomycota; Sordariomycetes; Hypocreales; Bionectriaceae. Gene Ontology annotation, cellular component: nucleolus; catalytic step 2 spliceosome; striated muscle dense body.
AUGGUCAAACCACUCUCCUUCAAAGGCGACAAGAAACCCAAGAAGCGGAAGCGCCCCGCCAAUCCCGACGACGAGUCGGGCGAACCAUCAAAGCAAGUCACCAAGCUCGCCGGCGAAGAGGAUGGCGACGUGAACGACGACACAUGGGUCUCGGCAGAGGCGGCGACAGACAUUGUUGGACCUGUCAUGAUUGUCCUCCCAACUGAGCCUCCGAGCGCCCUGUCGUGCGACCCUGCCGGGAGCGUGUUCACGAUUCCCAUUGAGAACAUUGUCGACAAGAACCCCGCGAGCAGCGAGCCACACGACGUGCGCAUGGUCUGGGUCGCCAACAAGAUCGCCGGCACGGGCAAGUUCCGCUUCAAGGGCCACAAUGGCCGCUUCCUCAGCUGCGACAAGGUAGGCAGCCUCGGGGCGGCGAGCGAGGCCGUCAGCCCGCUGGAGAUGUGGGACGUGUUCCCCACCGCCGAUACCCCGGGGACGUUCCAGAUGCAGACGCAGCGCGAGACAUAUCUGCUCACCAAGGACGGCGGCAAGGCGCCCGAGAUUCGGGGCGACGCGGACGCCGUCUCGUUUGGCACCACGCUGCGGAUACGAAUGCAGGCUCGGUUCAAGCCCAAGAUCAAAGCUGGUAAGGAGGAGAAGGCGCUCGCCAAGAUCAGCCGCAAGGAGCUUGAGGAGGCGGCGGGUCGACGGCUGGAGGAAGACGAGGUCAGGAUGCUCAAGAAGGCGAGGAAAGACGGGAGCUAUCACGAGGUGCUGCUGGAUCUGAAAGUCAAGGGGAAGCACGACAAGUGGGGUUGA